This is a messenger RNA of Anolis carolinensis (green anole), 11198 nucleotides long. It is a transcript of the gene camta1, whose product is annotated as calmodulin binding transcription activator 1. The record is from RefSeq and is a predicted model, not a curated record. Bases 125 to 5251 code for a protein of 1708 amino acids. Gene Ontology annotation, cellular component: nucleus. Gene Ontology annotation, biological process: regulation of transcription by RNA polymerase II. Gene Ontology annotation, molecular function: protein binding; transcription coregulator activity; double-stranded DNA binding. NCBI's taxonomy places the organism in Eukaryota, Metazoa, Chordata, Lepidosauria, Squamata, Anolidae. The transcript has 23 exons.
UCUGAGGCGCGAGGGAGGGCCGGAAGGGGCGGAGGAAGGAGGAGGAGGCGACGGCGGCAACGGCAUCCCGGUCGCGAGGAGCGAGGCGGCGGCGGAGGAGGAUGAGGCGCGCGGAUGAGGGGAAAUGGCCGCCGAAAACAAGCCGGAAGAUGAUCAUGGGAACAGCAAUGGAAGUCAUGUAAAGAUCUUUUUGCCGAAGAAGCUGCUUGAAUGUCUACCAAAAUGUUCCAGUUUACCAAAAGAGAGGCACCGUUGGAACACAAAUGAGGAAAUUGCUGCCUACCUAAUAACCUUCGAGAAGCACGAUGAGUGGCUCACAACCUCCCCAAAAACCAGGCCCCAGAAUGGCUCUAUGAUCCUCUACAACAGGAAGAAGGUGAAGUACCGGAAGGAUGGCUAUUGCUGGAAGAAGCGGAAAGACGGGAAGACCACCCGAGAGGACCACAUGAAGCUCAAGGUGCAGGGAGUGGAGUGCCUCUACGGCUGCUACGUCCACUCCUCCAUCAUCCCCACUUUCCACCGAAGGUGCUAUUGGCUGCUCCAGAACCCGGACAUUGUGCUUGUCCACUACUUGAAUGUACCGGCCAUUGAGGACUGUGGGAAGCCAUGCGGGCCCAUCCUGUGCUCCAUCAACACGGACAAGAAGGAGUGGGCCAAAUGGACGAAGGAGGAGCUGAUUGGCCAGCUGAAGCCCAUGUUCCACGGCAUCAAGUGGACCUGCAGCAACGGGAACAGCAGCUCGGGCUUCUCGGUGGAGCAGCUGGUGCAGCAGAUCCUGGAGAGCCACCAGACCAAACCUCAGCCUCGGACGCACAACUGCCUCUGCACCGGAAACUUGGGUGCAGGGAGCAGCGUGCACCACAAGUGCAACAGUGCCAAACACCGGAUCAUCUCUCCGAAGGUGGAGCCGCGGUCGGGGGGUUAUGGGGCCCACUCCGAGGUGCAGAACAACGACGUCUCCGAGGGCAAGAACGAGCACAGCCACGGCAGCAAGGCCUCCUCCUCCGGGGGGCGGGAGAAGCGCAACGGCAAGGUGGCCAAGCCGGUGCUGCUCCACCAGAACAGCACUGAGGUCUCCUCCACCAACCAGGUCGAAGUCCCGGACACCACCCAGAACUCCCCGGUCUCCAUCAGCAGCGGCCUCAACAGCGACCCGGACGCGGCCGACAGCCCCGCCGUCGUCUCGGGCGUCUCCAGCAUGGCCGCCGUGGCCUCGGUCAUGGGCAGUCUCUCCCAGAGCGCCGCCGCCGUCUUCAUGUCGGACAUCACCAGCGAGGCCGUCUACGCCAUGUCUCCCUCCGCCGGCCCCAACCCGCACCUGCUUCCCUCGGACGCCACAGCAGCGGCGCAAGGGCUGGUCCUGGCGGUCAGCUCCGACGGCCACAAGUUUGCCUUCCCGACGACGACGGCCGGUGGCUCCGAGGGCCUGUCCAUCCUGCCAGCCGGCGUCUCGGAGGAGCUGGUGCUCUCCACCACCCUGGACAGCGGGAGGAAGAUCCCGGAGACUACCAUGAACUUUGAUCCUGACUGCUUCCUCAACAACCCCAAGCAGGGCCAGACCUAUGGCGGAGGGGGUCCCAAGGGUGAUGGCGGUCUGGGUCCCAACCUGCGGCAUUCUCCCACCUCUGAGCGCAGUUUUGGCUUCAGCGCCGGCCUGGUCAAGGAGAUCAAGACCGAGGACACCUCCUUCGAGCAGCAGAUCUCCAAGGAGGCUGCCGUGGCUGCUGCUUACACCUCUUCAUCGUCCUCCUCCUCCUCCUCCUCCUCGUCCUCCUCCUCCUCGUUGUCCUCCUCCUCCUCCUCCUCCGCUUCCUCCUCCUCGGCCUCUUCCAACUCUCUGACCCUGGCCCCCGGCCCCAGCUUGCUCCCCUCCGGCGGCGGACUCAGCCCCAGCACCACCUUGGAGCAGAUGGACUUCAGCGCUAUCGACUCCAACAAAGACUACUCGUCCUCCUCCUCGGGCUUCGGCCCCUCUGUCCAGAGCCCCCACGUCCACCAGAGCCCCUCGCCCAGCUUCUUCCUGCAGGAGGCCCCCAGCAAACCCCUCCCGAUGGAGUCUGGCCCCCACGGCAGUGGCCUGGCUGAGGGGAACGGCUCCUUUGUGGGACCCAUGGGCCUCCCCAGCAUCAAGACGGAGGCCUCCCCGCCAGGCGCCUCCCACUGCAACGGCGCCAUGGAGCCCAGCUCCUCGCUCCAGCUGAUGCAGUUCCAGGCCGGCUUCCAGGGCAUGGCGGCCGAUGGGGAGGUGCCCAUGGAGACCUCGUCCCACGGGGAAGGCGCCGAGGGGCUGCUCAAGGCCGGGGAGCUGCAGGCCUGUGGGGCGGAGCACUACCUGCCGCCCGAGGCCAACGGGACCCUGCGGAACGGGAACCUCCCGGUGCUCCAGGGCAACAUGGUGCCCGGCCUGUACCCCGUGGCCCACCCGGCCCUGGGCGGCUCCUCCAACAUGGAGCUCAGCCUGGACCACUUCGACAUCUCCUUCAGCAACCAGUUCUCCGACCUGAUCAACGACUUCAUCUCGGUGGAGGGCGGGGGCGGCGCGCUCUACGGACACCAGCUGGUCUCUGGGGAGGGGGCCGCCAUGGCCCAGUCCGCUGAGGAGGGCAACCGGGGCAGUGCCGGCGCCUCCUACGGACAGGCCCCCGAGAUGUGCAUCCCCUGCUGCAGCCCCCAGCAAGCCGGCCUCCACCUCGGCGUCACUGAAAACGGGGCUAGUGCCAUGGCUUACAUGCAUGUCACCGAGGUGGUGUCGGCGGCGGCAGCAGCGGCGGCAGCAGCCCAAGGCACCCUGGGAAUGCUCCAGCAGAGUGGGCGCCUCUUCAUGGUGACGGACUACUCACCCGAAUGGUCCUACCCAGAGGGGGGCGUGAAGGUGCUGAUCACCGGCCCGUGGCAGGAGGCCAGCAACAACUACAGCUGCCUCUUCGACCAGGUCUCGGUCCCGGCCUCCCUGAUCCAGCCAGGGGUCCUGCGCUGCUACUGCCCAGCGCACGACACAGGGCUGGUGACCCUGCAAGUGGCCUUCAACAACCAGGUCAUCUCCAACUCGGUGGUCUUUGAGUACAAGGCCCGGGCGCUGCCCACCCUGCCCUCCUCGCAGCAUGACUGGCUCUCCCUUGACGAGAACCAGUUCCGAAUGUCCAUCCUGGAGCGCCUGGAGCAGAUGGAGAGGCGGAUGGCCGAGAUGACUACCGGCUCCCAGCAGCACAAGGCACCGGCCAGCAGCGGAGGAGGAGGAGGAGGAAGUGGUGGCGGCAGUGGUGGUGGUAAUGGGGGCAGCCAAGCACAGUGCGCCUCGGGGAUGGGCUCUGCCGCGGGACACUGCUUCGAGAGCCGGGUGGUGGUCGUCUGCGAGAAGAUGAUGAGCCGGGCCUGCUGGGCCAGGUCCAAGCACCUCAUCCACUCCAAGACCUUCCGGGGCAUGACCCUGCUCCACCUGGCCGCCGCACAGGGCUACGCCACCCUCAUCCAGACCCUCCUCAAGUGGCGCACCAAACACGCCGACAGCAUUGACCUGGAACUGGAGGUGGACCCUCUGAACGUGGACCACUUCUCCUGCACGCCACUGAUGUGGGCCUGCGCCUUGGGCCACAUGGAGGCGGCAGUGGUGCUCUACAAGUGGGACCGCCGGGCCCUCUCCAUCCCGGACUCCCUCGGCCGGUUACCGCUGGCCAUUGCCCGCUCCCGGGGCCACGUCAAGCUGGCCGAGGGCCUGGAGCAGAUGCAGCGCCAGGAGGAGGAGGAGCAGGCCCCACUGCGCCAGGCCCCACGCGUCCUCUGCCCGCCCCACCAGGAGGAGCCCCCUCCCGCCGCUACCACCACUGGGGAGACCUGGAUGGCCCAGUGGCACAGUGAAAUGGUGGCCUCCCAAGAGCCCCAGAAGGGCGUCACGGUCAUCUCCGCUCCCAACACAGAGCUGCGGCGGCCCCGAUCUGAGCCCUCCAGUUACUACAGCAGCGAGAGCCACAAGGACUACCCGGCACCCAAGAAACACAAGCUAAAUCCCGAGUACUUCUCCUCGGCCCGGCAGGAGAGGCUUCUGUCUACGGCCCUCAGCCUGGAGCAGCCCUGCGCCCGCAAGCCCCCCGUCAGCUCCGCCAGGCCCGCCUCCCUUCCCGAGAGUCCCGGGCCCCGGAUCACAGGCAGGGAGUACCACCCGCAGGAGGCGGGCGCUGAGGCCGGGGGCCACUACCGAAGCGGUGCUUCUGGGAUCAAAUGGGGUCCGAAGGUGGGCUACGGAGCCAUGGCCAGGGACACGGCAGCGGCCCAGCGGCUGCAUCCGCAACGGGAUCCGAUGCCAGAGCAGGAGACGGUGGAAGCGGAGCUGCUGGCCUUCCAGGACGCCGCGGACAGCGAAGACGGCUUGCACCACGUGGACGACCUCCAGGUGACCAUGAUGACGCUGGCGGAGCACAUCAUCGAGGCCACGCCGGAGCGCAUCAAGCGUGGGGAGAGCCUGGCGCCGGCGGAGGGGCCCCUGGCUGAGCGGAGUGGGGGCACGGCCCUCGGCGCCUCCAUGAGCUGGCUGGCCAGUUACCUGGCGGACAUCGACCACUUGCCCAGCGCUGCCCAGAUCAGAAGCCUCUACGGGGCAGCCCCCAGUCCCCCCUCCCACACCAGCCAGAGCCCCGCCGGCUCCCCGGUCAGCGCCCUGGCCUUUGAGAAGCCCAGCCUCCCAUCAGCCACCGACUGGUCCGAGUUCCUCAGCGCCUCCACCAGCGAGAAGGUCGAGAGCGACUUCGCCCAGCUGACCCUCUCCGACCACGAACAGCGGGAGCUCUACGAGGCCGCCAAGCUGGUCCAGACCGUCUUCAGGAAGUACAAGGGACGUCCCCUUCGGGAGCAGCAGGAAGUGGCUGCCGCUGUCAUUCAGCGCUGUUACCGGAAAUACAAACAGCUUACUUGGAUAGCCUUGAAGUAUGCACUUUAUAAGAAGAUGAUCCAGGCCGCCAUCCUCAUCCAGAGCAAGUUCCGGAGCUAUGCGGAGCAGAAGCGGUUCCAGCAGAGCCGCCGGGCGGCCGUCCGUAUCCAGCAGUUCUACCGCAGCUACAAAGAGUGCGGGAGGCGGAGGCAGAGCCGCCGGGCGGCUGCCCUGGUCCAGCAGAAGCUCAGAAGCAGCCUGCUCACCAAGAAGCAGGACCAAGCUGCGCGCAAAAUCAUGCGCUUCUUACGGCGAUGCCGCCACAGCCCGCUGGUGGACCACAGGCGGUACAAAAGGAGCGAAAGAAUUGAAAAGGGCCAAGGAACCUGAAGGGAGAGGCGGCGCCGGCGGCGUAGGCGGAGGAAGCAUCCCCUAGCAAUGUGACGUUGCUUUUCAGACUGUUUUUCAUUUUCUGUUUUUAGCAGAAACAUGCAACAACAAUUCAAACGAAUUUAAUUAUUUGAAGAAGAUUGAAAAAACAAACAAAAACAAACACAAAACUUUGACUGCGCUGCUGAGCGGAUCAGCGGCCGGGAUUUUAAAACGGUAAUGUUUAGUCAUUACAUUUGCACUUUCAUGGACGAUUUUUAAUUUGUUCAGCAAGACAUCUUGGGACUCGAAAUCUUUUUGGUUUGGAUCAUGGGGGAGGGAGGGAGGGGGAGGGAGGCGGGGGGGUCAGGGGGGGGCUUUCCAGUGACACCCGGAAGGAAAGGACUUCUCGCAAGUUGCUUCGUUCCUCUCGGAAAAAAACAAAACAAAACAAAAGGAAAGAGAAGCAAUUACUAAAUGAUCCUUUUCAUAUAGGGCUGUAUUGAAACAAAAACAAAAAAAAAACCAUGCGUGGAACUGUACAAACACGAUACCAAAAAAAAAAAAGAGGCAAAAACCCCACAACAAUCCAAGAAUUGCUAUUCCUGCACCUGUCAAUCAUCUAUCUCCAAGACCCGGAAAAUGCUGGGAUUCUCCAGGGAAUAAAUAAGGAAGGAAAGGGGAGCGAAGGGAGAAGAAGAAAAGGAAGGAAAGGAAGGGUCCGGUCCCUUUCCUCCCUCCUUCCUUCCUUCCAUCCUUGCUUCCAUCUUUCUUUCCUUUGGGUCCACUCCUCCUCCUCCUCCUCCUCCUCCAUCAUUUCCUUUGCACUUCCUCCAUCUUUCCGUUCGUUCGUUCGCUCGUUCGUUUGUUCGAAACUCUCUCUGCGACGCCGCUGUUCGCGUCCGUCCCUUUUGUCCAGAAAGGUCUGGUGUUUUCCGAGGCAAACGGGUAUUUGCAGGGGACGAUGGGACGCGCCUUUCCGUUCGGUGUCCGUCCUCCUUUCGUUGUUUUUCGUUUCCUCCCGUUUUCCUCUCGAGUCUCAGUCUUUUCCUCCCUCUCUCAACUGCCAUUAAUGCACUUCUUCUCAUAUUUGGCACUUUAUUUUCAGGCCUUACUUCACAAAAACUCAAGGUUUUCUAACUUGGUUUUACUUCUAGGCGAUUUGUAAAAGAUGAUUUGGGCAAAACCUUCAGACCUCGUGUUCCGACCGAAGGAGUCGAUAUAGAAUAGUGUGCAAAUUCAGCCGUUGACUGGACCUUUCGGCCUCCGAGAAAAAAAAAGAAAUUACAAAGGGAAGCUGCAGCAUUUCCGGCCAGUAAAUUUCUCGUUUUGGCUAGGAAACAAACCAGAACGAAAAAAAAUAUAAUUAUUAUUAUAUAUCUAGGCAGUUUCUGUAUAUAGAAAGGAAGCAGAACGGGGAAUGAGGAAUAUAUUAAUUGCUAAAUAUUUUAUUUGCAAAGGGUCAAGAACUCGGCGAGAGAAAUUUGCGUUCUUUGUAUAGUUUUGUCUGAAUGAGCCAGAAGAGUGUGGAUGUUUGUACAUAUUGUAUAUAUAGUCAAAAAACAGGAAAAAAAACAAACAAAACAGAUGUGCAUGACUUCAAGGACAACAAAACAAAAAAAAGAAAACGACAAAGCAAAGCAUUAGUGGCUUACGGUCUGUAAAAUGAAACAAAAACUUUAUUUCACUAUGAGAAACUUUAUUUUAAAUGUUCUUUAGAAGAACAUUUUGCUAAAGCAUGACUAAACUGCAGAAGCAAAAGAGCUAAUGUAUUUAGACUUAGGAAAAAAAGGCAAAGUAACAUUACUUUAAAACACAAAAAAAGAGAGAUGUUUACAUUUGGUUUUUUGGCUACCAGGAGUUUUUGUUUCAAUGUGUUGUCGAAGGCUUUCGUGGCCGGAAUCACUGAGUUGCGGUGAGUUUUCCGGGAUGUCUGGCCAUGUUCCAGAAGCAUUCUCUCCUGACAUUUCGCCCACAUCUACGGCAGGCAUCCUCAGAGGUUGUGAGGCCUGUUGGAAACUAGGCAAGUGGGGUUUAUAUAUUUCCAGUGUGGGAGAAAGAACUUUUGUCAGUUAGAGGCAAGUGUUAAUGUUGCCACUGGCCACCUUGAUUCGUGUUGAAUAGCCUGGCAGCUUUAAAGCCUGCCUGCUUCCUGCCUGGGGGAUCCUUUGAUGGGAGGUGUUAGCUGGCCCCGAUUGUUUCCUGCCUGGAAUUCCCCUGUUUUCAGAGUAUUGUUUUUUUAUUUACUGUCCUGAUUUUAAGAGUUUUUAAAAUACUGGUAUCCAGAUGUGGUUCAUGGCCAGUUAACACUUCCCAUCAAAGGAUUCCCCCAGGCAGGAAGCAGCCAGGCUUUGAAUCUGCAAGGCCAUUUAAUGCUAAUCAAGGUGGCCAACGGCAACAGACAAGAGUUCUUUCGCCCACCCUGGGCAUUCUUCCACAGGAAUAUAAACCCCAUUUGUUUAGUUUUCAACAGAUCUGACAACUUCUGAGCAUGCCUGCCAUAGAUGUUGGCAAAACAUCAGGAGGGAAUGCUUCUGGAACACAGCCAGACAGCCCGGAACACCCACAGCAACCCAGUUUUGGUUUCCAUUCCUUUCGACCGUCGGGUUUUGUUAAUUUCCUCCUUUUUUUGCCAAUGGUGCCAAGUAAAGUGAAUGCUAAUAUUGCUUAAGAAGAAAAAAAAUAUUAUUAUUAUUAAGUUAUUUUGCAAAGCAGAUAAUCAUACGAAAUACGAAAAAAAAUUGUAUCUAGCUUAAACACCAUACACUCACUCCGAUAAGGAACACGUAGAAUGAAACAUUAAAAGAAGAAAAUAGUAUGAAAGUAGAGAGAAAACAAAAAAAAAUAAAAAUAAAUACGUCUCACAUGUCCAUAUUUCCUGCUGGAAGUCAGACAAUGUACUUUGAAAUUGCACAAGAAAAAAAAAGUUGAAAAGUGAUGAUAAUGAUGAUAAUAAUUCAAAGAUGCAAGCAAGGUUUUGUAGGGGUGUCAUGGUAUAUUGCUAUUUCCACAUAGAGAGGAGCCAAAGAAAUCUGUUUUGAAUUCGUCCUUUUUGAUAAAGAGAAACGGAGGUCCACGCGUGGCCGGAGGGGGGGGGGGGGCAAAGGCGGGGGUCUCGCACCCCUAACCCACCCCUCUCUGGCCCCGUGGACCGCCUUUCUUGCUUUAGUGCCAGUUUCAAUGUUCGGGUCCUAGGCCACUUGGGUGGACGGAAUAGGCAUUUGCUCUUGCUGAUCCCAGAAGACGACGACGACGAUGGUGACGACGACGACGAUGGUGAUAAUGUUUAGUCUUGCUCUCGAGAGGCUUAUUGUGAAGCCUAAAAAUACUCACAAUUCUGUGAAGUUUUUUUUAUGUUAUGUUAUGUUAUGUUGUUUUAACAAACAAAAAAAAUAAGAGGUGUCUUUAAAAAAAAUAGAAAGCAUUGAAAACACACAAAAGAUUGUGGCAAAACACGGAAAAAAAAAAUCAUCCAGAAGCCAACCUGGGGUCAGUGCUCUUGGUGCCUUUUCUAGCGUUAUUAAUUGUGUGUGCGUCUUUCUCUCUCUCUUUUUAAUUGAUUCUGUUCACUGCCAGGACUGAAAAAAAAGAAUAAAUCCAUGUAAUGCGGGGAGGGGGUGGCCGGUGGGGGACGAAGCUUGCUCUCCGAAUCCUUUGAAUCCUGUCAAUCCCUUCCCUUCCCUUGGCCUUCCUCCAAGACAGGGCUGUCAAACUCAUUCCCACAUCGGCCUCCUUAUAAUUGUUGAAAACUAUAAGGAGGCCAAUGUAGUAAACUAUAAGUGUUUACUGAUUUCUAUCCCCAGGUGUUAUUGAACGACAGCUCCCAUCCCAUUCAAUUAUCCGGAGAUGACGGGAAUGUCGAGUAAGAGGUUUUAUCCUUGGUGGUGCAAUGGGUUAAACUCUUGUGCCGGCAGGACUCGGGGAGAGCAUGGUGAGCUCCCUCUGUCAGCUCCAGCUCCUUGUGCGGAGAUGUGAGAGAAGCCUCCCACAAGGACAGUAAAACAUCAAAACAUUCAGGCCAAUUCUCUUGCAGUUUCUCAAGUCACGAAAAAAAACCCGGCAUUUUAUGGUGUCGUAAAAUACCUCCCCGCUAAAUUAGCGGUACCUAAUUUCUCAGCUGUUUUCAAAACUCCCCUCGGGGACAAGGGCGGGGUAAAAAUAUUGGAAAUACAGUAGAGUCUCACUUAUCCAAGUUAAACGGGCCGGCAGAAGCUUGGAUAAGCGAUUAUCUUGGAUAAUAAGGAGGGGUUAAGGAGAAGCCUAUUAACCAUCCAAUUAGGUUAUGAUUUUACAAAUUAAGCACCAAAACAUCAUGUUCUACAACAAAUUUGACAGAAAAAGUAGUUCAAUGCGCAGUUAUGUUAUGUUGUAAUUACUGUAUUUACGAAUUGAGCACCAAGAUAUCACGAUAUAUUGAAAACAUUGACUACAAAAAUGGCUUGGAUAAUCCAGAAGCUUGGAUAAGCGAGUCUUGGAUAAGUGAGACUCUACUGUAUUUGCGAAUUUAACACCAAACAUUGAACUGGGAUAUAGGGCAGUGUGGACUCAGAUAAUCCAAUUCAAAGCAGACAUUGUGAAUUAUUCUGCUUUGAUAUUCCGGGUUAUAUGGCUGUGUGGAAGAGCCCUGGGGGUCCUUCCACACAGCCAUAUAACCCAGAAUAUCAAGGCACAUAAUCCACAAUUAAUAAUAAUAAUAAUAAUAAUAAUUUUAUUUUUAUACCCCACCCCAUCUUGGAUAAUCGAGUCUUGGAUAAGUGAGAUUCUACUGUACCUAAUUUCUCUACAUACAGCUCAGCUGUUUUCAAACUGUUUUGGUAAAUAGUGAGCAGGACUUGACAGUCGGGUGCUCACCCCAACCAGGCUUCGAACUAGAUCAAUAGGUACUGCUUGAGUGGGAAUCAAAAAUCGUCCCGCAAUCCCUGCAUCUCAACCUUGACUCCCGUCAGCUCUGUGUCGCAUCAAAUGACACGGCGGGAUGGAUUCGGUCCGUGGGCUGUGAGUUUGACACGUGUGCCCUUAGCGCCCAGGCCAAGUGGAGAGAAUGUUUCCUUCCUCCCUUCCUUCGCUUGCUUUGUUGCUCCUUUCUCGCCAAAGGAAUCUGCGAGCGGCUUUGGCCUUCCUACCUGGGACUAACCUUUUGCUUUCCCGCCCCAAAAAAGAGUAGUGACCCCCAAUGGCCCCGUUUUUCCCCGUUGUUUGGAGUCGGAGUGCUGCGCGCUCUCUCGCUCUGCAAUCCCCGCAAAAAAUACAGAGCAGUUGUCCCGCCAUUUUGCUCCUUUCGGACCCUGGGUCCAAAGGCAGCGUCCCCUCCUUCCUUUGCCCUUUUUUUCCGUCUGUCCGUCCGUUCGGCAGGAAGACCCCUAUGUGCUUAUCCCCUGCCAAAAAGGAGGCCCUGAAAUUUCCCCCCCAAAAAAACCAGUAUCCGAUUCUCCCCGCGUCCCCUUCUCUGACGGCAGGCCUUGGUCAGGAAGGGCACUUAAUCCUAUCCUUCCCGUGUCUCCCCGAAAUCAGACUUGCUCCUCCUUUGUGUGACGCCAUCCUCAUGAUCCCGUGUGUCGAAAACGAAUGGCCCCCGCGUGUGAGAGAAAAAAAAAAAAAUACCGGACAUGACAUGAAACAAACAAAAAAAAAAACCACCCCCGCCCGCCCCUCGACGGCUGCACGCUUCAUGGCAGUUUCCACACCGUAGUCCGCGCCCAAACCGACCGACGGAGGGGGGGAAAUGGGGGGUCCCCCCCGCCCGAGACUUGCAUGUUGAACCUAGUUAUAGAUGUUCUCCUUUUGUAAGUUUUAUUUUUGUAACCGUGCAUGUUUAAAAGCAUCACUGGAUCAAUGGAUCUGUCGAAGAACUCAGCUGCUGGAAACCAUGCAAAAAUGUUUUGAAUUGCCCUUAAAAAAAUAUGGAAAAUGUUUUCUGAAUGCUUUAUAUUCUUUCUGCUGUAAAUUAAAAAAGAAGAAAAUUUCCCCA